Phyllostomus hastatus (greater spear-nosed bat) is the source of this 3079-nucleotide messenger RNA. It is a transcript of the gene PRR35, whose product is annotated as proline rich 35. The transcript has 5 exons. Bases 1131 to 2858 code for a protein of 575 amino acids. Lineage: Eukaryota; Metazoa; Chordata; Mammalia; Chiroptera; Phyllostomidae. The record is from RefSeq and is a predicted model, not a curated record.
CCUGGUAUGCCCUGGGUAGGGCUGGGAGCGGCUGUGGCCGUGAGGGCGUUAGAGGGAGGAGGUAUCAUGGCGGGUCCUCAACGUCCAAGCCUUUCCCUGGCCUCGCCUCUUACCCACUCCAGGCCCUCCGGAAGUGGGGAGGAGCCCUGGCUAUGCAGUCUUCCUAGGACACCGGCCAGGGGAGCGAGGAGUCCAACCUGGGAACAGGAGAGGUGGUAAUGCUUCCAGGAAGCGGGGAGUGAGUGAGUGGGUCAGCGGGCAGGGAAAGGAUUGAGGGGUGCAGAUACACUCAGCCUCCUGUUUGGAGAAGCCGAAACAACACUGGAGGCAAAGGCCUGGCCAGGCGGAGCUGGCCAGAAAAGCAUUCUUGCCCCCACUGUCUAUGCAUUGGGCUAUGCCACUCAGCUGAGGGCUCCCACCCUUCCAGGGCUAGGCUCCGUCCCCUCCUGGGCUGGGCUGCAGCCCUCCCCAGGCUGGCUCUGUUCCCCAUAACACCUCCUGUCCUGGGGCUUGGCCCCCAGGCCCUGGCUCAGGCCGGCAGCUGUCAGGGGCCAGAGCCCUGCCCUGACGGAUGAGUGCUGACGGCCGCUCUCCAUGUGCCCUCUUCCGCUGACACCCCAUCACACCGCUGCGGGGACCCCGGGAGACCUGGCCGCCUCUGCGCACCCCGGCGGCAGCCUGCAGGCGACGGGGGGCGGGGACGGUGCCAGGCGCCCCGCAUUCGUCUGCACACCUGCGCCUCCACUCCUGGCUCCUCCGCGACGCUGCUUUCCCUGGUGGUACCACUGGUGUCACCGGCCACCGCUCUAUCCAGGAGUUAACGGCGCUGCGGAGAGAGCUGAGCAGGUCCUGGGCAAGCCAGGCUGCGGGUGUCGGAGGUCGCAGCGCCCCCCGGAGCCGGAGCCCGGCGCCGCGGCGCACGCGCGGCCGCUCCUGCCGCGAACUUCGGUGGGUGCGAGUCGGCGUCGGGGGGACGCAGUCGGUGGCGGAGGAUUCGGAGACUCGCUGUCAAUCAGGUGUACCUGGGCAGCCUACGUUUUUAUGAGCUACACCUGGCAACCUUAGACGUGCGCGUGGAGAGGAACUAAAGGGUGGUCAUGGUACCGUGGCCUGUCUGCUAGCAGUCUGCCAUGUCCCAAGAGGUGGGAGGCUCAUGCCGCCUGGGCUCUGGGGCCCGGGCCCGGGCACGGAAGCCCAAGAAGCCACACUACAUCCCUCGGCCCUGGGGCAAGCCCUACAAUUACAAGUGCUUCCAGUGCCCGUUCACCUGCCUGGAGAAGUCGCACUUGUACAACCACAUGAAGUACAGCCUCUGCAAGGACUCCCUCUCGCUGCUGCUUGACUCUCCAGACUGGGCGUGCCGCAGGGCCCCAACCACAUCCCGGCCCCCCGGGCCCACCACAGACUGUCCCUCUGGCCCCACAGACCCUGGCAGGCACCCCCGAGGAGCUGAGCUUCCAGAUAAUCCCACCUCACCCGACCUCAUUGUCACUGACACUCUCUCCCAGCACUGCCGAGUUGGGGGCCCCAAGCCAGAGGCUGAGGGGUCCCCAGGGACACCACCCUCUGUGGCCAAGGAUGCCCAGAAGGUUGCAGGCCUUGGUGGGCUCCUGGCUGAAUCAUGGAAGCCGAGGCCAAGCAGGGGCCCCAGGAGCUCAGUUACGGUGGACUCGGCUACAGUGGGCCCUGAGAGCGGCGUCCCCUGCUACCCUCCGCCCGCUUCCAGCGAGUUCCCCGAGGCCCAGAGCCUCCAGCUGUCCCUGCUGGGAGUCAACUACCCUCUUGGCCCCAGCCUCUUCUCCUACCUGGGUCCCUCCCUGGCUGCCGCAGCCCAUAUGCCCUUCCUGGGCUCAGCCAGCCCCCUGCUUCCCCCAGCCUCUGCCUUCCCUGCCCUGCAGCCCCCCGAGCACCCCACCCCUAUUCCCCACCUGUACUACCCUCUGCUCCUGGAGCAUAGCCUGGGGCUGCAGUCAGGAAAGGCUGCUCCUGCCAAGCCCCCUGCCCCUCCCAAGGGACCCCCUGGGACUCUGGCCCCUGGGCUGCUGAAAGUGCCAGUACCUGGGCUGGUUGGGCCCUGGCUCUGUGGUGCCCCCAGGGACCCAGGGCAGGAGAGUGGGCUGGAGCUUGCUGCCCAGAGUGACCCCAAGAGGAAGCUGCCCCUGGGAAGCAGGCUGCAGCCCCCGAAGGCCCCCUCCAGAAUGGCCAGCUUUGGUUCCCAGAGCAGCCUGCGGACUGGCCCUUCCGUGAUUCUCUGGCCUGAGGACAAGGAGCCAGGCGACCCUGAGACCCCGGGCCCUGUCUCCCCCCUGCCCCAGCAGCCAUCGGGCCCGAUGCUCGUGGUCCCUGGGCAUGUGUGCGAGGACCUGACACGCGCCCUCGGUGACUAUGCUAGGGUGGAGCAGCGCCUGGGGCAGUUGGCACCUGCCAGGGGCCUGGCUCCACGGCCUCUUCGGGAACAGCUGGGCAAGAUCCGCCGGGAGCUGCUCACCAUCCACCAGGUGCUAGAGCAGGCCGUGCGGCCCCCGGACGUGCCCCUUGACCUCUCUGUGAAACGGACGUCCUCCAAGUUACCCGAGGUGACCUCGGGAGCCUGGGGGCAAUCAGAGCUGGGUUCCAUACUGGUCCAGGGGGCCCCUGAACCCCCCAGAGUGCUGGGCCCCACAGUAGCUGAGCCUUUCUCUGGCCACACCACCAAGUGUGAGGCUGACUCCAGUGUCCCACCUCCGGGACUCCCCCUCAAAGCCCCAGACGACCCUGUCAUUCCUGGCGGUAGCUGGGGCCCCCGUGGCAGGGUGGGGGGCUCCUGGCCCUCGGAGGCUGUCUCUGGCCUUCAGAGCUCCCCAGGCGCAGAGGUCUGACUGCAGCUCCUGCCGCCACCUCUGUCGUGACGGAGGUCCUCUCCCAACCCCAUGCCCACCCCCUGGCCCUCUACCUGCCUCAGACCCUGAGGUGAGGCCUGGAGCCUGCCCAGCAUGCCCAUGGACAGACCCCACCCACCAUGGCUGUGGCCUGUCUCUGGGGCCACAGGGGGACAGCAGAGAACCAUGGUUUUUUAUCGAUCACAAUUAUGGACAUUAAA